Messenger RNA from Naegleria fowleri, 420 nucleotides. RefSeq lists its product as uncharacterized. The record is from RefSeq and is a predicted model, not a curated record. Bases 1 to 420 code for a protein of 139 amino acids. The transcript has a single exon. Lineage: Eukaryota; Heterolobosea; Eutetramitea; Acrasida; Naegleriidae.
AUGUCUCGUUACAAAUUGGAAUACUCCAACAAACCCCUUCAUUUGAAUGUUGGAGGAACAGUGUUAACUGUCUCUUUAGGUCACUUUCUCCAUAAUGAAAGAGAACCUGAUAAUCUAUUCGAGAAAAUGCUCACAGGAGAGUAUCCAUUGUAUGAAACACCAAGUACUGCAUUCCCAGAUAAGGUCUUUUUUGUGGAUUGUGAAUUGGAUGUUUUCAAAGAAAUCUAUAAUUGGUUAAAAUAUGGAACUCUUGGCGAAAGUAAAACCAAUGAAACUCUUCGAAUCAAUCUCAAGAAUCAAGCAAAGACAUUUCAUCUCUCUCGUUUGGUGAAUGAAUUAGAAAAGUGUGAAGAAGAAUAUGGUUUCUCAUAUUUAAGCACACCAACAACAAACAUGAACAUGAUGAAUUGCAAAAACUGA